Messenger RNA from Phycodurus eques (leafy seadragon), 5600 nucleotides. It is a transcript of the gene prdm6, whose product is annotated as PR domain containing 6. The record is from RefSeq and is a predicted model, not a curated record. Gene Ontology annotation, molecular function: protein binding; histone methyltransferase activity. NCBI's taxonomy places the organism in Eukaryota, Metazoa, Chordata, Actinopteri, Syngnathiformes, Syngnathidae. The transcript is spliced from 9 exons. Bases 122 to 1936 code for a protein of 604 amino acids. Gene Ontology annotation, cellular component: nucleus.
GAGAGAGAAAGAGAGAGUGUGAAUGAGUGUUCCUCCAUGAGGAAGAAGAAUCGGGGUCGGACGUCAGCGCUUCUCAGCCGCACACGCGCACACAGCCUCGCCACACCAACGGUGCGGCGCCAUGCUGAAGCCGGGCGAGGCAUCGGCAUCGGCGGCCGCGGCAUCGGCGGCGUCGGCCUUUCUCAAAGUGGACGCGUCGUCGUACCUGCAUCACUGGCAGCAGCUUUUCCCGCACACGCCGCUCAAGCCGCCCCUACUGUCACCCUCGGGCCCCCCGCGCUGCACAUCCUCGUUGGGGGUCGCUGCCGCCCUGGCGCCCGCCUCCUCUUCCUCCUCAGUCGUGGUCACCCAACUUCCUCUCGCCCAGCACAUGGCGCUCUACGGCCAGGCCCUGGUCCCGGCGGGCCCCGGGGGUCCCGGAGGGGACACGCUGGGGGUGAUCCUCCCUGCCGAGAACCCCGCAGUGGGACGCCUCCUGCAGGUGAAGGAGCAGAGCUGCGGGGGCGUAGGAGUGGUGUCAUCUAGCGUGAAGAGCAUCGGCGGCGGCGAGGAAGGCGGGAAGACCGCAACGUCGAUAGCGGCGGGGGGCAGGAUGAAGCUGACCGCCGAGGAGCUGGACUACUUCCUGUACGGACAACAAAGGAUGGAGAUCAUACCCAUCAGCAGCCACAACCCAGACGUCAACAAUCGCUGCGACAUGUGUGCGGACAACCGUAAUGGUGAGUGUCCCAUGCAUGGACCGCUCCACUCUCUGCGGAGGUUGGUGGGCACCAGCAGCGCCAACCCGGCAACCCUCACCCUUCCCGACCUGCCUGACUGGCUCAGAGAUCUGCCACGAGAGGUGUGUCUGUGCACCAGUACACUUCCCGGCCUCGGGUACGGAAUCUGCGCCGCCCAGAGAAUACCCCAGGGCACCUGGAUCGGACCCUUCCAGGGCACCCCCCUCAUGCUGGACAAGGUCCGCUGCGGAGCCUCCAGGAACACGCGGCACUUGUGGGAGAUUUACGAUUCCGAGGGAACGUUGUGUCACUUCCUAGACGGCAACGAUCCGGCUAAGUCGAGCUGGAUGAGGUAUAUCCGAUGCGCUCGACACUGCGGAGAGCAGAACAUGAUGGUCGUUCAGUACAGGUCUAGUAUCUUCUACCGGGCAUGCCUGGACAUCCCUCGAGGAAGCGAGCUCCUGGUGUGGUAUAACGACUCGUAUACUUCCUUCUUCGGAAUUCCGCUGCAGUGCGUUGCCCAGGACGAAAACUUGAACGUCCCGGCGUCUGUGUCGGAGGUGAUGUCUCGUCAGGAGUCCUUACAACAACAACAACAAUCCUUUAGCAAGAGCGGCAAAGCGUCAUCCGUCGCCUCGUCUUUGUCGUCGUCCGUGCGCUCCAUGGUGUUUCCUCAGGCGGCGUGCAGCAAAAGUUUUUCCAUGCUGGAUAAGAGCGGAGCACCGUUCCCGUCAUCUGAGUCAUCCUUCGGUCAGCUGUCCUCCAAGAACCAAAGAGUCCUGGCCAGUCCCACGUCGACCAGCCAGCUCAGUAGCGAGUUCAGUGACUGGCAUCUGUGGAAGUGUGGACAGUGCUUCAAGACAUUCACGCAGAGGAUCCUGCUACAGAUGCACGUUUGUCCCCAGAACCCAGACAGACCGUACCAGUGCGGCCACUGCUCGCUGUCCUUCUCGCAGCCGUCGGAGUUGCGCAACCACGUGGUGACGCACUCGAGCGACCGGCCCUUCAAGUGCGGUUACUGCGGCCGCGCAUUUGCCGGCGCCACCACGCUCAACAACCACAUACGCACGCACACUGGCGAGAAGCCCUUCAAGUGCGAGCGUUGCGAUCGCAGUUUCACUCAGGCCACACAGCUGAGCCGUCACCAGAGAUUACCGAACGAAUGUAAACCCAACAGCGAAGGAUCAGCGGGAGGGGAGUCCAUAGAGGUGGACUAGAACACAACAUAACAGAACCCGAACCCCACCACCAUGCUCCCAACAUGGCGGAUGAAGCACAAACGUGCUUUCUUCAUGUUCUCCCUUUGGCCUCCAUAGUCCUUCCUGGCUUUUUCUACCGCUGCUCACAUCCAACGAGACAAAAGUCGUUUACCACUCAUGGAACUGACUUACAGCAAACUACUACCAAAGUUCUGCACCAGUUCUUCCAAAGCUGAAUUUCAACCAACGUUCCACCAGGGUUCAACCGAUGUUCUACUGAAGUGCUACCAGUUUAUCCAAAGCUCUUCUGAAGUUCUUCCAAUAUUCUAACACAUUUCUACCAACGUUCUACCAGGGUUUUACCAAAGGUAUACAAAACCACUACCAAAGUUCCACCAACAUUCUGCUAAUGUUGUACCAAAGCGAUACCAAAGUUCUUCCAAAGAACUAUUGUAGUUCUACCAUCAUUCAACCAAAUUCCUACCUUACUUACAUUACUUUCUACCUAAAGUUCUACCGAGGUUCUACCAAUGAUAUACCAAAGCUCUUCCAAAUUACAUAUCACUAAUUUAAGUUCCACUGCUUCCAAAGUCCUAUAAAAAUCUACUAAAGUUCCACUGAAGUUCUACUAAUGUUGUACAAAAAUUCUACUGAGUUUCCACAAAUUCUACUAAUGUUCUAAAAAAUGUCUACCUAAGUUGUACCAGUGUUAUACCAAUGUUCUUCUAAUGUUAUGCCAAAGUUCCACUGGUGUUCUACCGAACUUCCUCCAAAGUUAAAAAACUCGUUCUGCCAAAGUUCUUUCAAAAUUGUGCCAGAAUUCUACUGGUUAUAUCAAAGGUCUAACAGUUUCACUGAAGUUCCAAUGAUCUUCUAAUGAAGUUCUUCCGAAGUUUUAAAAAAUUUCUCCAGAGUUCAACUGAUGUUUUACUAAAGUUCUAGCCAAGUUCUACUAAAGUACCACAAAAUCUCUUCCAAAUCGCCACCAAAGUUCUACCAAUGUUGUACAAAGGUUCUAAUUAAGUUCUACCAAUGUUAUACUAAAGUUCCUCUGAUGGUUCUACAAAAUUUCUUUAAAAAUUUAACCAAUGUUUUAAUAAAGUCCAACUUAGUUCUACCAAAGCUCUUCUGAAAUUGUAUCAAAAUACCACUGGUUAUACCAAAGGUCUACUGAUCUACUGAACAAAAAUUCUCCCGAAAUUCAACUGCUGUUUUACUAAUGUUCCACUUAAGUCCUACCGAUGUUAUACCAAAUUUCCCCCAAAAUUCAACCAAUGUUUUACCGAAGUCUACCUAAGUUCCACUAAGGUUUCACCAAAAUUCUAUCGGAAUGAUACUUGUUAUACCAAAGAUCAACCCAAGUGCUAUCAAAGUUCCACUGAGCUACUGAACUGAAAAAUUCUACUGAACUGAAAAAUUCUCCCAAAAUGUCACUGAUGUUUUACCAACGUCUACCUAAGUUUUCCUAUGGUUACACCAAAGUUCUAUCGGAAUGAUACCACCCCCCACACACAACAGACCCAUACAACACUCGAAUCCCAUGUGUCAUUGUACAAGUAAUGCUUUACUUUCCUCAUCUUGUUUACAGCUGGUGCUUUGUCUUUUGUCUUCUUUUCUUAUAUCAUUUAGUUACCAUUUUACUGUCCUUUGUUUUUUUUCUGUCACUCCCCUUUAAAAACUUUGUUCUGAACGACUGUAAUUCUCCUACGAUUGGCUGGCAACCAGUUCAGGGUGUACCCCGCCUCCUGCCCGAUGACAGCUGGGAGAGGCUCCAGCACUCCCGCAACCCUUGUGAGGAUAACGGGCUCGGAAAAUGGAUGGAUGGAUGGACUGUAAUUCUCAAUAAAUAGCCACCAGAAUACAAAUAAACCACAGUGGCAGCUUAAAAAGUCCACAGUGACAGUAAAACUGUUCCGGCAUAAAAGGGAUACAGAGCUUCCUUUCUACUUGACCUAACAGAGGGGGGGGGAACAAAAAAAACAACAACAACAAAAAGUUGUUAUACCAAAGAUCAACCCAAGUUCUAUCAAAGUUCUACUGAGCUACUGAACAUCUUCCCAAGUUCUACUAAAAUUCUCCCAAAAUUCAACGGAUAUUUUACCAAAGCUCCGCAAAAGUCCUACUAAUGUUAUACGUAAUUUCCCCUGAAAUUCAAAUGAUGAGUUCUCCUGAAGUUUGCUAAUGUUCAACCAAAGUUCUUCUAAAAUGUUAAAAUUUAACUGGUCUUUUAACAAAGUUCUACUUAAGUUCACUGAUGUUCUACCAAACCUUUUCCAAAGUUUUACAAAAAUUCUCCCAAAAUCCUCCUGAUGUUUUACCAAAGGUUUCCCUAAUUUCUACUUAAGUUCCAAUGUUCUUCCAAAGGUUCACUGCAGUCCUUCCAUAGCUGCAAGUUCUACCAAAGUUCUAUAAAAAGUUCCACAAGUUCUACCAAAAUUCUUCCACAGUGCUACAAUAUAAUUCCUGACCUUCUACAAAUGUCCUGAUGAUCUACAAAAAAGUUGGUUCUACUAAUGUUCCAUUGAAGUUCUACAGAUGUACUAACAUUCCACUGACGUUUUACCAAAGUUCUCAUGAAGUUCUGAGGUCUCGAGGGGAGCAGCCUUAAGGAGAAGACAUCUUAAAAGAGGAUCCCUCUUGUGGCAAGGAGGUUUACUGCAGCUAUGACUUGUUUCAGACUUUUCCCCUAAACCAGACCACAGAAGGUUUGACACCUCACAGCAAACCAAAGAUUGUUGGACUUUAUCUUGGAUAUUUUGCAGACAAAGAAAAGAAAAACAACAUGAAAAAAGGGAGGCGGAGACCAAAAUAAACACGUCACUGACGUCAUGGACAAAGAAAUAAAAAUAAUAUUUAUCUUGGCGGCACUUUGACUUAUGUUAUUUAACUUUGUUUGCAUUUUCACGUGACCAAAGACGCUCGUCAUCAAUGUUUUUUUCGUGUGUUUAUUUUAUUUUAUUUUUUACCCAAAAGAAGAAAAUACACACUCGACACACCAAAGUUUUGGACCAUUGUGUCACUUUGACAUCACGGACACUUUCAUGUUUGUUUAGGUUUAGUUUUUUAUUUUUAUCAAUCAGCCAAUCACUUCCUGUUUCAGAGCUGAACUCAGUGAAUGAACAAUCAAGUUUGAACUCUUAAGGCGGAAACAGGGUACACAUGUACAGAUAAAAGGGCCGAUUUUGUGUCAGAUUACCCCAUUUCGAUCAAAGUUGGCAAAGACCCGAUUAUCGCAUGUCUCGAAAGAUAGGGUUAGGGAGGUGUGUUAAGAGUGAUCUUUACUCACCAAUCUGAUCGGAAAUCGUAAAGUAGGUACAAACAUACUGAUAAUCGGGCCAAUUUUAGGUAAGACUCCCCGACCAAUUAUGGUGUUUCUCAAAAAAUGAUCCUGAGCGAUUACUGUGGUGUGGGAUGACGUAAUGUUUAAAUGGGUUAACAAACAAGCCGAUAAUCAAGCCCAUUUUGAACAUUUUUCCCUCCCUUGCCGUCAAAGACAGCAAACCAAAAAGUGUACGCGUAUACCCCGCUUAAAUGUGUUGAACUGAACAGGAAGUGGCUGCUAUUUGCUGAUGAUGACAAAGAUGACUUUGUGUAAGAAAAAACGAACGUCAAACAAAUGCUGAUGCUUUUUGUCUCGCUCAUGUUUGCAUGAUUUUAAAAAUAAAAAAGUGAGACCUGAAGA